CUGAUUUAUUAUGAUUGAGUUGUGAUUAAACUACAAUUGUUAAUUAUUUAUCUAAUUAAUAUAAAUUCGUAUAUGUAUAUCUUGCAAAUACCGUUAUAUUUACCUUUAAAUAACAUGCAAAACAGUUAUUUUAUAAAUUGAAGAAGACAUUUUAUCAACAUUAAUAUGGCUCAACCAUCUUUAUCGGUGUCCUGGGAUGCAUACCAAAAUAGUAUAUGCCGCGGUCUUAGUACACUUCAACAACGCGGUGAAUUUGUGGACAUGACAUUGGCUGCAGAUGGGCAUAUGGUGCGAGUGCAUCGCAUGGUGAUGUCUCUCAUAAGUCCUUACAUCAAGCAGUUGAUUGCCUCUGCAGAUUGUCAACAUCCAGUCAUAUUUCUCAAUCAAGUAUCAUAUAAAACAUUAUCGUCGAUAUUAGAUUAUGCUUAUACCGGAGUAGUUCAGGUUCCUAAUGAAGAACUGAAUGCUUUUAUUGUAGCUGGGAAAGCACUUCACAUUAGAGGAAUCGUUGAUAUGAAUAUUGAUCAUGCAUUACCCAUGCUGAAUGCUCGUUCGGUUGUUCAGAUUCAAAACUCUGUAUCAAAUUCUAGCACAGCAGCAAAAGAAAAUAGAGAGAAAACCGAGUCCAGUAAUUCACCGAAAAAAGAAUCUUCAGCACCAGAAAUUUCCAGAGUAUUCGUUAACGAGAGCUCCCUUGACGAUGAUAUGGAUGCAUCGAAUUAUGACGACGUGCUGGAUCAAGAUUACAGUAAAACGAAAUAUUCUAAGACUGCAAAGGAAAAAGAAAGUACAAACAAAAAAGAUCAACCACCGAGCAUGCAGUAUUCAGUAUCAAACCAGGGCAACUUACAAAUGGUUUUAAAUCGUUAUCUAUAUUACUUGGUGUAUACGGGACGAAAUUCAGGACAUCGGAGGUGGCAAUGUAUCGAUAAUCAUUCGAAGAGAACUAAAUGUCAAGCUGCUGUUGUUACCAAAAAUAAUGUUAUUGUACAAAGGAUAUCGGCUCACAAUCAUUCGUUCCACGACGCUAAGAUUCUAAGGAAAGUGCAAAACGGCACAGUGUUCUCUGGCAUACAACAAGCUGAAGAUAUGGGUAAAAUGAUGGUAGAAGAACGAGGACGCUCUGGCGCCGGAAGUCAAGAUGAUUCGGAAGCUAAAUAAAUUUUAGAUUAAAUGCUGUUACUAUUGA
This is a messenger RNA of Bombyx mandarina (wild silkworm), 1189 nucleotides long. RefSeq lists its product as uncharacterized. Gene Ontology annotation, molecular function: protein binding. The record is from RefSeq and is a predicted model, not a curated record. Gene Ontology annotation, biological process: regulation of transcription by RNA polymerase II. Gene Ontology annotation, cellular component: nucleus. Lineage: Eukaryota; Metazoa; Arthropoda; Insecta; Lepidoptera; Bombycidae.